AUGUCUUACUACUUUGUAAUCGUUGGCACUCAAGACAAUUCCAUGUUUGAAUAUGAGUUUGGAACUGCAAAGCAGGGCGGGGAUGGUAUAGCACGUUUUCCCGAGCAGGCGCGGCAUAUGAACCAGUUUAUUGUUCACAGCAGUUUGGAUAUUGUUGAAGAAGUCCAAUGGGGUACUGGUCAGAUGUAUCUAAAGUGUGUUGAUAGGUUCUACAACAAUCAUGUUUCGUGUUUUAUCACAGGCGGAAAUGUCAAGUUCCUCCUCCUCCAUGCUCCAACCCAACUUGCGGCCACGAACACAUCUCGGACGAGUACAUCCAUCGCUGCAAAUCCCACUUCACCUCAAACGGAAGAGGCAAUAAAGCAAUUCUUCGGUGAAAUUUAUGAGAUUUGGGUAAAAGUUAUCAUGAAUCCAUUUUAUCAAGUAAAUAUGCCAGUCAAAAGCCUGGUUUUCAAGUCUAGAGUAGCAGCUGCCGCAAAGAAAUACCUUUGA
Molecule: messenger RNA, 492 nt
Organism: Blumeria graminis f. sp. triticale
Lineage: Eukaryota; Fungi; Ascomycota; Leotiomycetes; Helotiales; Erysiphaceae
Source: the annotation of a GenBank genome assembly